AUGAAUUCGCCACUGCGGAUCAUCAUGCAGGGUAAUAGCAAGAAGCAUCUUUCAACGUCUUUUGUGCCCCCUCAUCCACAGUGCCUCUUCAUCCACAGUGCCCCUUCAUCCAUAGUGCCCCCUCAUCCACAGUGCCCCCUCAUCCACAGUGCCCCCUCAUCCACAGUGCCCCUUCAUCCACAGUGCCUCUUCAUCCACAGUGCCCCUUCAUCCACAGUGCCUCUUCAUCCACAGUGCCCCUUUAUCCAUAGUGCCCCCUCAUCCACAGUGCCAGUGCCCCCUCAUCCACAGUGCCCCCUCAUCCACAGUGCCCCCUCAUCUAUAGUGCCCCCUCAUCCACAGUGCCCCCUCAUCCACAGUGCCCCCUCAUCCAUAGUGCCCCCUCAUCCACAGUGCCCCCUCAUCCCCAGAACCCCCUCAUCCACAGUGCCAGUGUCCCCUCAUCCACAGAACCCUCUCAUCCACAGUGCCCCCUCAUCCACAGAACCACGGAGAAGGUUUCGGAUACAUUAA
Molecule: messenger RNA, 513 nt
Organism: Haliotis rufescens (red abalone)
Lineage: Eukaryota; Metazoa; Mollusca; Gastropoda; Lepetellida; Haliotidae
Product: splicing factor 3A subunit 2-like
Exons: 2
Coding region: 1-513 (170 amino acids)
Source: RefSeq, a predicted model, not a curated record